AAGUGGUUCCAGUUCCGAAGUGGUUCAGUGAAGUCUCUACGAUCAAAAUGAAGUUCGCAGUGUGCAUUGCCUCGAUCGGGCUUCUGGUGGCAGUGUUUGGUCCGAGCGGCACACAGGCAGCCAUCGCCGCAGUGGCACCGCCGGUUCUAGCGGUCAACACCAACUACGAUCCCCUGCCACAGUACAGCUACGCGUACAACGUCCAAGACGCACUGACGGGCGACACCAAGAGCCAGCAAGAGACGCGAGAUGGCGACAUCGUACGAGGUUCGUACUCGCUGGUGGAACCGGACGGCACGCUGCGCAUUGUUCACUACACUGCCGAUCCCGUCAAUGGCUUCAAUGCCGUGGUCCAGCGUGGUCCCGUCGUUCCGGUGGCCGCCGGCCCAGCCCUUGUCCCAGCCGCGACGGUAGCCCGCGUAGCGCUCGGUUAG
Anopheles bellator is the source of this 434-nucleotide messenger RNA. Its product is annotated as cuticle protein 21-like. Gene Ontology annotation, cellular component: extracellular matrix. The record is from RefSeq and is a predicted model, not a curated record. The coding region runs from base 48 to 434 and encodes 128 amino acids. NCBI's taxonomy places the organism in Eukaryota, Metazoa, Arthropoda, Insecta, Diptera, Culicidae. The transcript is spliced from 3 exons.